UUACCAGCUGCACACGAGGUGACUGCACAGGCCGGGAGAGUCUUUAGCCUGUACUUACUGAUGAAGAACUAAAUCAAAGUAGUGUCAAAACCAGCACAUGACAGUGGAUCCAGUGGCUUAAUACACUUCUUUCAUCUGCUCAGCCAAGACAAGAUGUCACAGCAAGCAAAGGUGAAUGUGGAGAAAAAACUGUCUCAAAACACAAGGAGGAGUUUCAACUUCUCAUCUCUCCGGAUUAAAAAAAGACCCAACAGUUAUGCAGAGGGUGCAUUUCAACAGCGGAGAGGAUUGCUGUCUUUUUCAUCAGUCCGAGAGACAUCAAGAAAGGAGUGGGACCCAGAUGAAGAUGGUUCCUCACAACUACACAGUACUCGGGACCAGAUGAAGAGGACAGGUGAGCAGCCCAGAGGUAACCUCAUCUCUGACAUGGCUGAGAAAGAUAGUGCCAUCCCAUCAAGUGAAGAUGAAGGUGGACGACAAGGGGCCCUCAAGAGGUUCAGUGCCAUGUGGUCCUCCUUCCGCAAAGGCAAAAGAGAUAGAGUCAAAGACCCGGAGCCUUCGGAGUCACCGGGCCCAGCAGAGGCAGACAACACAUCCAGGCAGCACCGCUAUGUCAGCGGUCAGUACUUCUUUGAGUAUCUGGUGGUGGUCAGCCUCAAGAAGACCAGGGAUGGCAGCAGCUAUGAGCCUCAGAUCACCUACCAGUUUCCCAAGAGAGAUGGGAUGGUGAGAUAUCAGAAGGAGGAGGAGGAGAAGACGCUGAAGGCAAUCACUCUGUUUUGUUUCCCAGAGGGCAUCAACUGGGCUCCUCUGACAGAAUACCACAGUGAGACCUUCUCCUUUGUUCUGACUGAGGUUGAUGGCAGCAGAAGAAACGGAUACUGCAGGAGGUUACUGCCUGGAGGGAAAGGAGCUCGCCCACCUGAGGCGUACUGCAUCAUCAGCAGCCUGGCGUGUUUCGGCCUCUUCUCCAAGAUAUUUGAUGAGGUGGAGAAGCGGCGGCAGAAAUCCAUGGCUAUGAUCUACCCAUUCAUGCAGAAGCUGCGGGAGGCCCCAUUCCCAGCUCCGGGAAACACUGUGGAGAUUAAGAGCUUCAUUCCUGAGUCGGGCACUGAGAUCAUCAGUCUGACCCGUCCACUGGAUUCCUGGCUCGAACACGUCAACUUCGCCAAGCUUUUCAGCUGCCUGACAGAUGACGAGGUGUUACUGGUGUUUGCUGCUGCUGUCCUGGAGAGACGGAUCGUUUUCAUCGCUGAUGAACUGGGCACGUUAUCCCAGGUCAUUCAUGCAGUAGCAGCCCUCCUUUACCCCUUCACCUGGCAGCACACCUUCAUCUCCAUUGUUCCGGAGAUCCUGAUCGAUGUAGUGAUGGCACCCACCCCCUACCUGCUGGGAGUCCAGAAACGCCUGCUGGACGAGGUCACCGACCAGAGUGAUCUGCUGGUGGUCGACUUGUCUGAGGAUAAAACGAAGACCUUCAUUGUUUCAAUUGGUGAUGAAGAAUCUAUUCUGCCCCCGAAGCUCCAAACUGAAAUACGAGAGGUACUAAGUACAAGACAAAACAAAUCAACGGUGGAGGAGCUGAACCGGGUGGUGUCGGAAGCCUUCCUGCAGUUCUUUGUUAAAACAGUCGGCCAUUACAGCUCUUAUGUGAAAUACAGCCAUGCAGGAGGGCAGGGGGUGUUUGAAAAGAGAAGGUUCUACAAGGCCAUUGAUUCCAAGACUACUCGACACUUUGUCAAGAGGUUCAUCCAGACACAGAUGUUUGACCUUUUUAUCCAGGAGGUGGAGCAGCAGCAGCCUGGACGACAGCCGUCAGGAAUAUUUCACAAAAAGAUCCUUGAAUACCAAGAGAAGAAGAAAAGUGAUAAGACAAAGAAACACUAGCUCUCAGGGUACCUGGGUGUGUAUAAAGGAGUGCAUACGAGAAUAUGUGAAUGUUGUGUGUUUUAUGUCCUGUGUCAGUUUGGUUUUAAGUAUGUGUGUAACAAUGUGUGAAUUACUGUAUGGCUAUCUUGCUGCUACUCUGUGAAACACUGGCAAAUUGACAGACUUCAGAUCCACGUGUUGGUCCUCAGCCUGUGGCCAAAGUGUGUCGCUGAUGAGCAGGAAAAUCAUUUCAAAUAAAGACUAGUUUUCUAAAUCCACGCACCUGCAGUCUCUGAUUUUUAGGCAGCAAGGCCCCAAUGGCUGGUCGCCUUUUGUCCAUUUUGGUUUAUAUCUAUAUAUCUGUCUAAUUUUCUUUUACAAUCUUUCUUUUCUCACUCUCUUUCUUUAUUUGUGACUGACAAGUGAUUUAGAAUCUAAAAAGUAGGAAAUAGAGCUGAGCAGUCCAGUUCUCUCUCAAAAGAUUUAUAAGUGGUUCCCAACCUGUGAGCUAGGGCCCACUGGUGGACUGUGAAUGUAUUGCAAGUGGGCAUGCAAGUAAUUUGCAAAACAGUACGAUUUUUGUGAAAAGAUUAAAAAAAAAAUUAAAAAAUAUAUAUAUACUGUAUAUAAAUGUUUUUAAAUGAAAUUAUCCAUAAAAACAUUAAACAUGUUUAAAAACUCCUUUCAUUGUUUUUUGGGGGGGUUUUUUGUCACUGUUGAAGGACGCCCACAUUUAAACAUUUCUAUCAUUUUUGUUGUUGAUAAAAGCCAACAUAGAAUGUCUUGUGAUUAAUUACAAAUUCAGGAAAAACUUCAAUGUGUUGUGAUUUCUAUACUGUGCGUGUUGCUACUGUUAGAAUUCAUACCAGACACGCUCCGUAAAAACCAUCAACAAAGCAAAGCUUCAUAAAAAACUUUAUUUCACAUUAAAACUACAUUAAUUUCAACAACUUACAUCACUGGAGACGUGUACAAAAGAAUGUAAGGAAUCUACUCUCCACAAACCAUGACUGAGAAAAUGGUUUGUGGAAGUUAAAGUUAAAGAUGUUCUGGUUAAACUGGUGGGAAAUGCGGCUCCCAUGCAUCUCAGUCGAACAAGGGAAAUAUAUAGAAUUUCUCCAGAUGUAAUGGAUUUCAUAGAAGGUGAACAUGUUCGCUACAGUAUCUGAUUCCCAAUGACUGAAGAGCCACACUUUAGGCCAAUGUCCAAUGUUAAUGUCACAUCAAAUUAUUUGUAAGUGUGAUGUAAAGUUCAAUGACAAAGGAUGGCUGUCCAACUGUUUUUUUUAUUUCUGAGCCACAAAUAUUUCAACUACAGGCGCUUUUUUGAUUAAAAGUUUAACAAUUUCCAAAUGUCAUUACAAAGUGUAAAUAAUAUAAUUUGGAUGAAUUGUGUUUAAUUAUGACAGUCAAGCCUCCCAUGUGUGAUUACUACUACAGAAAACAUGAAGAUAAUAUCCCCAUUCAUUUUUCUGACCCAUACAUGUCCUCACAUUUUUGUAAUGUGAAAUUAAACGUUGAUAUAUCGUCCCAUCCCUAGAUGUAAUCGAUGGUGACUGUUGAUUUCUGACAGAGGAAGAUAAGUCUUUCAGUUAUGUUUGAAAGUUGAUGAGUUUGGUUACACAGUCUAACAUCUUCUCAAAUUUCUCAGGUUUUGAUGUAAUAGCUGAGUUCUGUUAAAAUCUGAAACAAUCAAAAAGAGAAGAUUUAUGUUUGAAAAUGGCAUUCAGUAUACUUCCAACUUUUUUAUGUUUGUCUUCUAUUUUGUGUUUCAUAUGAUGUCAACUCCGUCAGUUGAGAAGUCACCUCUGUCAGAUGGAUUUUUUCUGUUAUAUUCAUCAAAUAUAUGUUCAGAAUGAUUUAUAAACGAGUUUAUGUCAAUAAAAAGUUUAUAAGGUA
Molecule: messenger RNA, 3768 nt
Organism: Seriola aureovittata
Lineage: Eukaryota; Metazoa; Chordata; Actinopteri; Carangiformes; Carangidae
Gene: dennd2da
Product: DENN/MADD domain containing 2Da
Exons: 17
Coding region: 154-1887 (577 amino acids)
Cellular component (GO): cytosol; nucleoplasm
Source: RefSeq, a predicted model, not a curated record